Messenger RNA from Lithohypha guttulata, 1416 nucleotides. RefSeq lists its product as uncharacterized. Lineage: Eukaryota; Fungi; Ascomycota; Eurotiomycetes; Chaetothyriales; Trichomeriaceae. The transcript is spliced from 2 exons. The record is from RefSeq and is a predicted model, not a curated record. Bases 1 to 1416 code for a protein of 471 amino acids.
AUGGCCUCGCUUCCCACCAUAUCCAUCGCCAGCAUAACUACAGGCUUUAUCUCGUUUUUCUUCACCAUACUCACCUGGCUUGGCGUGUACGUUGGUCUCCUCAAAACACUUCGAUCAGCUCCUAAAGACAUCCCGCUUACACUCAGCAAUCUUCGCCAAGAGAUACAAUCUGAACGUGCUAUGUUACGUGAGCGUCUGAAAGAAGGAGACCGGUAUCAUGUCUUCCCAGGACGACAGAUGCGACGGGUUGGAAAGAACGAAAGUCAUGUUGGACUUCUUGAUACGACGUUGAAGCAAACAUGGAAGAAUUUCCGUGAGCUGGAAAAGGCUUUCAUCACGCAAGGUCAUGGCGUCGAUGGAGACGAGGACGUGGAGGGCGAGGUCAGAAGCAACGAUGGCAAUAGUCAAUUUAGUGAUGUAGAGCGGAAAUAUGAGGGUGAAAAGUCUGGACAUGCUUCCUCGCUUCCACCAGCGACCAGAAGAGCACGGGAUAGAGCACGUAUGAGAAGGCGAGAGUCGCAUGUCACGAACCGCAUGGGUAUGUGGGAGGCAGGCCUGAGCCUUGACCGGACGACGUACUAUAACACUGAUCUGUGGCAUAGAGUUGUCUGGUGGUGGAGGCGAGAUGACAUCAACUCCUUGAACGAGUCUGUGCAACGUCUGCAGAUCAGGCGCAUUGAGUGGGAUAUGCUGGAGACCAACGCCUUGGUCAGAAGAGGUCUUGCCAUGAUUGGCAGUAUGAGUGGAGAGGAUCCAUAUCAUGACUGUGGAGAGCGCAAAGGACCUCAGGGAAAGGGUCCGAACGGUGGCAGUAGCGUCAGAACGCGACGAAGCCAAGGAGUUUCGAGGAAUGGUCGAGCCGGGAAUAGAAGUAGAGAGCUGAGUAGGAACGGGUUCAGGGAGAUAUAUGAGAAAGAAAUCCGUAGGACCAGAAGACGUUCAGCUUCUGCGAGUUCUGAAAGUCCUUCACCAACUCAAACACCCUCUCCCAUGGCAAAGGUCGCUGGCAGUAUAACCAGGACGAGAAGUCAAGCUGGACCAAGAAGGCAGAGUCGAGCGCUGUCUGUCGUCGAAUAUGAGGUCGUCAAUCCUGGUCCCCGGGCACGGGGCGAGAAGCUCGACAGCGAGAGACAGCCGGCCGCGCUCGGCCCAUGUAAUGAGCUAUACCAGAGAGCGUCCAGAUUCCGAGAAAAGCAGUCAGAAUUAAAAGAGAACAAGCUAGAAGCCAUCCAGGAACCAACGACACUCGAAGACGUAGAAAUGAAGGUCAAAGAAGUCGGCACGUAUGAAGAAGGAGCCCUCACAUUUGAUGCUAGCCUAUGGGGAAUUUACUGGAAGCGGGCGUCCACCAAGUUGUUGCUACUGUCGUCACUCUUGUGGUCGUUGUGCUUGCGGGGAUCGUGGCCGUUGUCGUGA